UCUGAUCAUGUCAACUACAAUGUAAAAUCCUCUGAUUCAUCUUUGAAAAUGAAUACACAAUUUCGGAAAACCCUAGCUAAUAUUGGCCAGUUUCUUCAAUUUCACGCCAUCUCCGAUCGGAGUCGACUGCUUCCACUGCGACAUGCCCCUUCAGCUUGUUUCUCUUCUUCCUUAGUUAGAUCGGAUGUGGACCGAGCUUCUGGAAUGAGAGAAAGGGAGAAAAUGCUGGAUAUCAAUCUCUUCCGGGAAGAUAAGGGCCACAAUCCCGAGAUUAUUCGCGAGUCGCAACGCAGAAGGUUUGCUGAUGUUGGACUUGUCGACGAUGUCAUUCGUCUGGACAAGGAAUGGCGGCAGCGUCAAUUCGAGCUGGAUAAUAUGCGGAAAGAUUUUAACCGCAUGAACAAAGAGAUCGCCAAGAUUAAGAUUUCUGGUGGGGAUGCAAGCGAGAUGAUUAAAAAUACUGAUGAAAACAAGCAGCAGACCUCAAAAAAGGAGGCAGAAGUGCAGGAAGCACGAGCUGCAUUAUAUGCGAAGAUGGAACUAAUUGGUAACCUUGUUCAUGAUUCUGUUCCUGUUAGUAAUGAUGAGGCUAACAAUGCCAUUAUUCGAACAUGGGGGGAGAAGAGAUCAGAAUCAGAACUGAAAAAUCAUGUUGAUCUUGUAGAGCUUCUUGGAAUUGCCGACACAAAGAAAGGGGCCAAUGUUGCUGGAGGUAGAGGUUUCUAUUUAAAAGGGGAUGGAGUGCUCCUAAAUCAAGCCUUAAUUAAUUUUGGUCUAGCCUUUCUGAGGAGGAAGAGUUAUGUUCCAUUGCAGACUCCUUUCUUUAUGAGAAAAGAAGUCAUGUCCAGGUGUGCUCAAUUAGCUCAGUUUGAUGAAGAACUUUACAAGGUUACUGGAGAGGGGGAAGACAAAUAUCUAAUAGCUACAGCUGAACAGCCUCUCUGUGCAUAUCAUUUAGAUGAUUGGAUCCACCCAUCUCAGUUACCAAUAAGGUAUGCUGGAUACUCAUCUUGUUUCCGUAAAGAGGCUGGCUCACAUGGUAGAGAUACCCUUGGACUUUUCCGAGUUCAUCAGUUUGAGAAAGUGGAGCAAUUCUGCAUCACCAGCCCGAAUGACAAUGAUUCAUGGGAUAUGCUUGAAGAAAUGAUUAAGAAUUCUGAAGAAUUCUAUCAGAUGCUAAACCUUCCUUAUCAAGUCGUGUCUAUUGUGUCUGGUGCCUUAAAUGAUGCUGCUGCAAAGAAGUACGAUUUAGAAGGUUGGUUUCCUGCAUCAAACACUUUCAGGGAACUGGUGUCCUGUUCAAACUGUACAGAUUAUCAAUCUAGAAGAUUAGAGAUUCGAUAUGGACAGAAAAAGGGCAAUGAACAGUCCAAGCAAUAUGUACACCUGUUGAAUUCAACUCUCACUGCAACAGAGAGGACUAUGUGCUGUAUCCUAGAGAAUUAUCAAAGAGAAGAUGGUGUUGAGAUACCCCAAGUACUGCAAGUGUACAUGGAUGGAAUGACGUUCCUGCCCUUUGUGAAAGCGAAGAAGUAAGUCACCUAUAAGCAUAAUAAUUUAUUGAAUAAACUAUUCACUCAAUAAUCUGAUGUCUGAAGUUAGAACUGAGUUGAUGUUUGUUGAGAUAUUUUUGGGCUAUUUUAGUCUUAAUUAGAUUUGUGGCAAAUUUACAGACAAAUUACUAAGAUUAAGUGUUGGUUAUGAGAACUUUGACAAAUUAAGUAUGGUGGGGGCGGAAGCGAAAUAGGAUGUAGAAUCUAAAUUAUUAGACAUGUUUUGGCUUCCACGAAAACUGGAGCAUAUGUAAAACUGCAAAAAAAAAUC
Messenger RNA from Impatiens glandulifera, 1824 nucleotides. Its product is annotated as serine--tRNA ligase-like. NCBI's taxonomy places the organism in Eukaryota, Viridiplantae, Streptophyta, Magnoliopsida, Ericales, Balsaminaceae. Gene Ontology annotation, biological process: seryl-tRNA aminoacylation. The coding region runs from base 49 to 1536 and encodes 495 amino acids. The transcript has 9 exons. Gene Ontology annotation, molecular function: ATP binding; tRNA binding; serine-tRNA ligase activity. The record is from RefSeq and is a predicted model, not a curated record. Gene Ontology annotation, cellular component: cytosol.